Ipomoea triloba (trilobed morning glory) is the source of this 1370-nucleotide messenger RNA. Its product is annotated as calcium uniporter protein 2, mitochondrial. Gene Ontology annotation, biological process: mitochondrial calcium ion homeostasis; calcium import into the mitochondrion. The transcript has 2 exons. Lineage: Eukaryota; Viridiplantae; Streptophyta; Magnoliopsida; Solanales; Convolvulaceae. Gene Ontology annotation, cellular component: mitochondrial inner membrane; uniplex complex. The record is from RefSeq and is a predicted model, not a curated record. Gene Ontology annotation, molecular function: calcium channel activity; uniporter activity. The coding region runs from base 83 to 1111 and encodes 342 amino acids.
AUUGUUUUACAACAUUAUAAUAUAAUUCGCCAUUUUUGAAGAUAUAGUUAAAGGUGAAAGCUUUUUGUUGUUUCUUCCAUUAAUGGAGUUCAAGAAGAAUUUGGCCCGGCAGUUUCUAAGGGCAUGUAGGAUUGCUAACCCUAAUUUGACGGAUUGCCGGAUUUCUACGUCCCGGGUCGCCGUGAAGACCCGGAUCCCGCCGGGACCCGAGAGAAUCUCUCAUGAUAAGGCGUUAGAUGACGGCGUUUUCCGCCGCUUCAUGCACCGCCCCUCCGCGUAUGGAUCCGUCGGGGGGUUGCCGGCGCCGGCGCCGGCGUCGUUCGGCGGCGGAGAGAAGCUUCUGGAGAAACUCCGGGGGAUGGAUAUUUCCCGGGAUAGGAUCCGGCUGGAGGGUCUCAUCCCUCCGCCGGUGAAACCGGAAACGGAGCCGGAGUGUAAUAUGACGACGGUUGAGGCGAGGAAGCUCCUCCGGUUGUCGCAGCUUGAAAGGGUGAAAAUGAUUCUCCGGGGAAUCGAAAAGAAUCACAUUUCCUACUCGGAGUUCAUCGGGAUUUGCCGUGAUUCCUGUUCGGAUUCCGAUCAAGGCCUGGAAUUCGCGAAAACGUUGGACGAUUCCGGCGCCGUCAUCGUCCUUGGGAACGUCGUUUUCCUCAAACCUCAUCAGGUUAUAAAAGCCAUUGAAGGUCUAAUACCAAGGCCCAAAGCCCAGCCCGACGAAUCAAGAACGAAGGAGUUGGAGGAGAUGGAGACGCAAAUGGCAGCAAUAGAGAAGAGAGCAGAAUCCAUGGCGAGGAGAGAGCUUCGGGCCGGGCUGGGCUACCUGGUGGUUCAGACAGCGGUGUUAAUGAGGUUAACAUUCUGGGAGCUAACGUGGGACGUGAUGGAGCCCAUUUGUUUCUACAUUACAUCAAUCUACGCCAUGGGUGCCUAUGGGUUCUUCUUAAGAACGUCAAAAGAGCCGUCUUUUGAAGGGUUCUUUCAAUCCAGGGUUGAUGCGAAGAAGAAAGGGUUGAUUAGGGUUCACAGUUUCGAUGUUGAUAGGUAUAAUCAGCUCAAAAAGAGUUGUAAUCCUUACUCGCUGAUGAGUGUUUCGAAGUCUUCUGCUUCAUAGUUGUAUGGAUAUGGUGGGAGAAGUUACAUUUUAAGGAUUGUUAAUUAGGUAGAGGACAAAGGUAUGAAUUGACGCAAGAUAAUUAUCGUACCGAAAGUUUUGUUUUGGAAAAAAAAAAUUGUAUUAUUACUUCUUUUUUUUUCUUUUUUUUUUUUUUAUUUCUCCAUUAUUUGGUUUUCUUAGGUGAUUUUUUUUUUCUUUUUAGUCGGCUCUGUAUAAUAUUGGAGAGAUUUUUCAAUGACAUCAAAUUUUAAUGACA